Messenger RNA from Periophthalmus magnuspinnatus, 5501 nucleotides. RefSeq names its product protein mono-ADP-ribosyltransferase PARP14-like. The coding region runs from base 99 to 4868 and encodes 1589 amino acids. Gene Ontology annotation, cellular component: cytoplasm; nucleus. Gene Ontology annotation, molecular function: NAD+ poly-ADP-ribosyltransferase activity; transcription corepressor activity. Gene Ontology annotation, biological process: negative regulation of gene expression. The transcript has 15 exons. The record is from RefSeq and is a predicted model, not a curated record. NCBI's taxonomy places the organism in Eukaryota, Metazoa, Chordata, Actinopteri, Gobiiformes, Gobiidae.
CCACUGUGAAAGUGAAAGUAAAAGUCUCUGAACCUGCUGAGCUCAUGUCGCACUUUGGCUCCUGUUUCUUUCCUGAAAAAUCCUCUUUUUGACUCACGAUGUCGCAUCCAGUUUAUUUUGACUGUGACGAAAUGGACGAAGAGAAAAAGAAGAAAAUACAAAUAUAUUUUCAGAUUCGCCGUAAAUCUGGAGGUGGAGAAUGCGCCGCAGUGACGGGGGUCUGCGGGAGAGUUUACAGAGUGGACUUUAAAGACCAAGAGGCCCAGCAGAGGGUGCUGGAGAGGGCUGAACACAAGGUGGAGAUGGCUUCUUCUUCUGUGGUUCUGAUCGUUCGGAGCAGCUCUGAAGCCACUGCCCCUGGCCCCGUCUCACCUGCAGCGCCCAGCCCCAAACAUCUGCACGGCUCCAUCUCUGCUGCAGGUUCGCCCUCUGGUGGUGAGGAGCAUGUAGUGCAGGUGGAUCCUUACCUCCUUCAGUUCCUGACGGACUCCGCUCAGGCCAGUGACGAGUUAAACAGGGCGCUCCGGUCUCAGUGCGCGACGGCCAAGUUACGCCCUGAAAACGAGGCCGCCUUUGUCAGGAGUUCGGUGCAUUUUGUCAACGACGACGCUAAAAAAAUGUGGAGAUCAGAAGUGGAGUCCAUUUUUGAAAAGAUGAAAAGUCGUUAUUGCUGCCAUUUUGAGUUCGAGGCGGAACUGAGGGCGCUUCUGCUCAAGUCGUGUAACAAGUGUCAGGAACAAGAAGAAGUUAAAGUUUACAGCGAACCAGAGCUAGUUGUUGUGGUUGGAACGCUAACUGAUAUCCAAGCUAUGCUAAAACACGCUAACGACCACCACGUGAAGAGUCGUGGCGCCAGCCAAAAACAAUCACGAAAACGUAGAUUUGAUCGAGCGAUAUAUCAUCUCUUGCAUAAAGAAAUUGAGCAAAGUUUAGCCAAAGACGUGCCCGGUUUAGAAGUGACAGAAGAAGACGGAGCGCUGGUUUUCCAAGGCACAGCUGAAGAGAUCAGUAAAGCUUAUGAUAUAAUUGACAGUAAGGAAAAUAUGGUGAAAGAAGGAACAGUUAGCGACAUUAGCAAGCAUCUUUUAGCCUUUUUGAACCAAGCGUACAGCUGUGGCCAGGAGCUCGGUGACUUUUUAGGAGUUGGGGAAAACGUCAUAAUCGAGCUCAUGCCAACUAAGAUUAAGAUCGUAUCUCUGUCCACGAAUAAAACUGAUCAAACUGUAAAAACACUGAAAGAAACAUUCACAGAAGAGCAAAUGGAGCUGCCCCAGUGUUUUGAGAUGUCACUGGAACAACAAACCCAUCUCAGGUCAGAGGAGGGACGGAUGAACGCAGCAGGACUUAAAGUUCAUGUUGAGUUUACGAAAAAUAAAGUGACUCUGCUCGGACACGACAGAGAAGUUAAGGACUUACAAGCCGCGGUUAUACAGUUCAUUCUGGACCAGUUGAAAGUGGAAGACAACGUACAAGUCCCUUUUCCAGAGUUAGCGCAAAAGCUACCAGAGCUGCUAACGCUAAACGGUUUUGAUGUUACAGGAGUGAUUUUCAAGCCUUUACAUUCUGGUUUUGUUGCUUUGGAAGGACCCUCCAACGCCGUGACUCCCGUUAGAACCAAGUUAGGCCCUUUUCUCCAAGCCCUCGCUAAACUUCAUCUGAUCGUCGAUAAACCAGGUGCGCUCCGUUAUUUCAAAUCUGAAAGCGGAGCCGAAAAGCUGUUGGAUGUGGCUAACUUACACAAGUGUCUCAUCCGACUUGAAGAUGAAACAACCGCGAGUGGAGAGGAGAUAGUGGAGAGGUAUACCUUAAAGAAAGGCGUACAGGUGAUCGUUUACCUGGGUGACAUCACGAAACAGGAAGCAGACGCGCUGGUGAAUGCAGCCAAUGAGGAGCUGCGGCACGGCGGGGGCGUGGCUUUAGCACUGAGUAAAGCGGGAGGUCCCAAAGUGCAGAGGGAAAGUAAUGAAUUGAUUAAAAACUUUGGUAAACUUAAAACAGGUGAGGUCGUGAUGACGAGUGGCGGUCAGCUUAAAUGUAAGAAGAUUCUGCACGCCGUGGGACCAGAAAAACAAAAAGGAGGAGAAGAGCGGGUGAUUCUAGAGGAGACGGUUCUGGCUGCUCUAGUUUUAGCUGAAAGUCUUGAUUUCGAGUCGAUUGCGUUGCCGUGUAUAAGCUCAGGGUUGUUCGGCGUGCCCGUGGACGUGUGCAGCGACGCCAUCGUGAGCGCGGUCCGGGCGUUUGGCGCAGGAGAAGGGAGGCGUCUGAAGAAGAUCACCCUGAUAGACCAAAGGAGGGAGGUGGUCCAGAGCCUGAAGGCGGCGUGCGACAGGCUGCUGAACGAGGCGGGGCCAAGAGAGGAGCAGACGGGAGGAGCAGCCACAGGAGGAGCAGCCACAGGAGGAGCAGCCACAGGAGGAGCAGCCACAGGAGGAGCAGCCACAGGAGCAGAGGAGAGUGUGAGGGUGGAGAUCAUCCAAGGGACCCUCGAGAACCAGCUGGUGGCGUGCCUGGCGUGCCCGAUGGCCGGCGCUCAGCCCACCUCUCUGCGUGUGGGUCAGGCUCUGGAGUCUGUGGUUGGAGCGGCGCUGAUGACGCGCUUUCACCAGGCGUCAGGAGGCGCCACUCUGCCCGGGGGCAGCGUGCUGGUGGAGGGGCUGCCCCGCCUCCACGCCGACGCCGUCGUCUUCAUCAACCUCACGAAAUACAGCAGCCAACAGCAAGAGGGCGCCAAACAGGUCCUGAGGGAGGGCAUCCGCAGCGUCCUGUCGACCUGUGAGGGGCGGGGCUUCAGGUCCGUGGCGUUCCCGGUCCUCGGGCCGGGGUUGAUCCUACAGUUCCCGGUCAGCACGGCCGCUCUGAUUCUGCUGCAGGAGAUUCAGAUGUUUGAGCAGAAACGAGCCUCAAAGACGCCUUUUCAGAUACGAAUCGUCAUCCACCCGAAGGACAAAGAAGCCAGCAAGGAGUUUCAAACAGCCCAACAGACGCUUCACCUCAAAGGCUUCACCAACGACGCCCGUCCAAACCACGCGUCCUUUUACCGUCAUGUGUCCUCCUCGCCUUCGGAGGUCACUGCUCUGAUGGGCAGGGUCAAGAUGCAGAUUGUUCAAGGUGACAUCAUCCAUGAAAAGUGUGAUGUCAUCGUCAACUCCACCCGCCUGGACCUCGUAGGCACCACAGCGGAGCCUGCAGGUGUGUGUAAAGCCAUUCUGGCGGCAGCAGGGCCCAGUGUCCAGGCCGAGCUGAGGAGAGUGGGGCCGUCUGCAGACUCCAUCUGCAGCACAGGAGCGGGGCUGCUGGGAUGUCGAGAGAUCGUCCACGUUCAGACCAAAACUAACGCUCAAGACUUCAACAAAACCUGUAAAAGAGUCCUCAAACUGUGCGAGAGCAAAGGACACCAGUCUGUGGCCUUCCCCGCCAUCAACACAGGUAUUGGACAGAUGGACCACGGCGCCGCGAGCAGGGCCAUGUUGGACGCGUUGGCGGCGGCGAUAACAGAACUGAGCCCGAAGUCUGUGUCAGUGAUCCGCAUCGUGAUCCUCCUGCAGCCUGUGUUCAGUGUGUUCAGAGCUGAGCUGGACACUCGCUUUGGCCAAGCUGCUCCUCCACAGAACCUGUUUGGAAAAUGGAAAUCAAAAUUUAGAACAUCCCGAUCUGGAACAAAUAUCCCGACAACGAAGCCUCAGCCCGCUGCUUUCAGCGUGAUCGGCCACGCUCCUGUGGACACCGCCGCCUUAAAGACAUCACUGGAACAUUUAGUCCAUCAACAGCUCCUGGAGAAAGAGUUUGAGCUGCGCGAGCUCUCACGACUCAGUGAAAUGGAAGUGGCGGCGUUACAGACUAAUGCCCGGUCCUACGGUGUCAGUUUGGACCACCGCGUUCGACAAAACGCCAACGCGAGCAAAUCUGACGUGAAAAACAGCGCCGAUUCUGGUGAAAAGAUGGUGAUUCUGAGCGGCCUUAAAGAAGACGUUUUGGUAGUGGCAGAUUUUGUCAACAAAGCCGUUAAAAAAGCACUAAGUGAAGAUCUGCAAGAACGAGAAGAAGAGAGUUUGGCUCAGACGGUUCAGUGGAUGUAUUUAGACAACGGAGACGACUGGAAGCUUUUCAAUCCCAAACAAAACUACAUCCUGGAAGAAGCAAAUAAAAAACAGAAAGUGUUUGAGAAAAUGGAGCUAAACAACAACAAAGUGAAAGUGAAUCUUACGGCGUUAGAAGCAACUGAUAAACAAACAGGCAAGAAGUACAGAGUGAAGCGCGUCGAGAUGGACACAGACAUUGACUUUCCUGAGAAGUGGAGCCCAAUGGCAGGAGAAACAUUUAAGAAAGUGGAACUGGAUCCAUCCACAGAAGAGUUUCAAAGCAUCGCCAAAGAAUUUUACAGAACCACAAAACACAAAAUACACAAGAUUGAGCGCGUGCAGAACCAUUACCUGUGGUGCAGCUACUUUGUGAUGAGGAAGAAGAUGUUGAAGAAGAACGGCGCGGCUGGGCUGGGCGAGAAGCAUCUGUACCACGGCACCUCUGCUAAAUCCUGCAACUGCAUUGAGAGGGACCGCUUUGACAGAAACUACACGGGAACACAUGGUGCAAAUUACGGCAAAGGCGUUUACUUUGCUGUCAAUGCUAGUUACUCUGCACGUGACGUGUACUCCGAACCUGAUGACGCCGGGCUGAAGCGGAUGUAUGUAGCCCGAGUCCUGACUGGGCGCUACACAGAGGGAGAAGCCUCCAUGAAAGCUCCGCCCCCUCGCGGCAGAAACCUUAGCGACCGCUACGACAGCCUGGUGGACAGUCUGCAGAAUCCCGAGAUGUUUGUGAUCUUCCACGAUGACCAGGCCUACCCAGAGUACCUCAUCACCUUCAGCUGAGGACACCACACGAUCAAAGGCAGAGAGGGGGCGGGGUCAGAUAUAUGCUGAUUCAAUUUACUUGAUAUAUUUAAACUUUUUAUUUAAAUGACUCUUAAUAUUGGAAUGGUUAUUAUUACAAUGUCGAUUUGCAGAGGUCCAAACCUCGUUGAGCUUAUGCUCCCUGAGCCUCGUAAUUAUUCACCACGAUGAGUUUACAAGCACUUUUCUCAGAGACCAAAGAACAAAGUUUUGCCGUGACUGUAGCUAACUAGUAUGCUAACGCACUCUGCCUGAUAAUCAGCUAAAAAUAAAUAAAGAAAUGUUCAAAAUUCAAGUGAAUAUUUUACUCCAGAUUUUCAGACUUGUUUCUGACCUGUGCCUUUAAUAUUUUCUGCGUUUUUUCGAGCUGCAUGAAAAAUAAACCUGACAAAAUGGCGUAAUUUGGGAAAACGGCUUUUUUUUAUCUGUUUAUUUCAUUAUUUUUAUUUGCUUAUUUGUCUUGUUCACAAAAAUAUAAAGGCCAUUUCUCUAUAUUAUUAUGAUGCAACACAAACACAAUGAAAGUGCACAUUUGAAUGAUUUUGUAAAGUUCUCAGAUGUGAUCAUGUUUCAUUUUAUUUUGAAAGAGUCACAUUAAAACAAUCAGAAGAA